AUGUAUUCCAUAUACAUCGCCUAUUGCGGGUUCCUGGGCUUGCUUUUCUGGAUCCUUCACCUCGCCUAUCCACGACCAUACGCAAGGAUCCCUUACAACAAGCAUGCAGUCAAGCGUCUUCUGGGAGAUGUCCCCGACUUUGCCAAAUUCAUCGACUCGGGCCAGGACCCAGCAAACUUUGGCAUCGCGCAAUGUCGCAAACUCAACUCACCCCUUGUCCAACUUUUCCUGCGGCCAUUCUCUCGACCAUUCAUCUUUUUAGACGAUGAUCGAGAGGUUGAGGAUAUCCUGGCCACACGCACCAAAGAAUUCGAUCGAGCUCCUUCUACUGUUGGUGCCUUCAAGCCAUUCUUUAAGCACUCUAGUAUUCUGAAACAAACAACGCCGGCAUGGAGAGCCCAGCGCCGGCUAUGGGCGGAUACAAUGAGUACAGACUUUCUCCGCCGGGUGGCAGCUCCAAAGAUGCACAAGUAUGCCCUAGAACUGGUUGAGUUGCUCAAAACCAAGACAAUCAUUGCCGAUGGCCGCCCGUUUUCCGUAGAGGAGGACUUUGAUCUUGCCACCUUUGACAUCAUUUGGGCGUCUGUCCUGGGCUCAGGCUUGAACGGAGUUUUGAAUGAACAUGCCGGCAUUAAAAAUGGCAUCAAUAACGUGGAACAGCCCGAGUCAACCGAUUCUCCUGCCGUGAUGCCUCACGUGCAACGUGGGCAGAUGUUUCUUGCCGCCGAGUUCUUCAACAUGACAAUGGAACGGUCUCUCUCGUCGCCUUUGCCGAUGCUCCAGCAUUGGAUCUGGCGCCAGAUGCCCAGGUACAAGAGGCACUGGGCAGUCAAGGAACAGAUUGUAAAUGAUCUUAUAAAGAACGCACGACACCGGUUCGCACACUUUUUCGAAAAGCAAUUAUCCGGCGAUCAAGAUACAUGCGCCAUGGACCUCGUCCUUCGUCGCGAGUCAUUGGCGAUUCAAAAAUCAACCACACCAAAUAGUCCAACUCCUCCAACAACGGCAGAGGUCCACGACGAACUGUUUAUGUUUCUGAUUGCGGGACACGAGACAACGGCAACCAUAUUAACCUGGUCAACUAAAUUCCUCACCAACAACCCGACAGCGCAGAAAAGGCUUCGAGCAGCACUCCAAGACGCAUUUCCAGAGUCAUCCCCCAUAAACCUCCCAAGUGCGGAGGAACUCAUCUCCGCCAACAUCCCGUACAUGGACGCCACGCUGGAAGAAUGCGUCCGACUAGCAAACAUCACCCCGCGUCUCGUACGAGUCGCCACCGUCGACACACAGGUACUGGGCUAUUAUAUCCCCAAGGGCACGCAAAUCAUGUGUAGCCCGUACGUGGGCGAGGCCCCGUUCAAUGUUCCAGAAUCACUGCGGAGCGAAAAGUGCCAAGCGACCAAGAACAACGUCGAGCACAACUGGGACCCGAGCAUGUCUCGGUUUUGCCCGGAAAGGUGGCUGGACGAGGCGGGCAAUUUUAACCCAAAGGCAUUCAGGAGACUGGCAUUUAGUACAGGUCCCAGAGCGUGUUUCGGUGAGAUGUCCAUGCUCUCCGUUUCUAUUUCGUCAGCCAUGCUAACAGCCGAGGCAACAGGCAAGAAACUGGCCAUGCAAGAACUGAGAAUCAUAAUAGCGCUCUUGGUCUUGAGCUUCAGGUUUGAAGACAUUCCGGACGCCUUGAAUGGGUACCAAGGCAGGACAAAGGCAUUGCACGCUCCGAAGCAAGGUUAUGUGCGGUUGACGCCUCUUUGA
Metarhizium acridum CQMa 102 is the source of this 1755-nucleotide messenger RNA. RefSeq lists its product as uncharacterized. NCBI's taxonomy places the organism in Eukaryota, Fungi, Ascomycota, Sordariomycetes, Hypocreales, Clavicipitaceae. The record is from RefSeq and is a predicted model, not a curated record. Gene Ontology annotation, molecular function: iron ion binding; monooxygenase activity; oxidoreductase activity, acting on paired donors, with incorporation or reduction of molecular oxygen.